Penicillium roqueforti is the source of this 3015-nucleotide messenger RNA. RefSeq names its product kinesin family protein. Bases 1 to 3015 code for a protein of 1004 amino acids. The record is from RefSeq and is a predicted model, not a curated record. NCBI's taxonomy places the organism in Eukaryota, Fungi, Ascomycota, Eurotiomycetes, Eurotiales, Aspergillaceae. The transcript is spliced from 2 exons. Gene Ontology annotation, molecular function: ATP binding; microtubule motor activity; microtubule binding. Gene Ontology annotation, biological process: microtubule-based movement.
AUGGCUGCCUCCGACGGCGCUUCCUCGAUCAGCGUUACAGUCAGAGUACGACCAUUUACUAUCAGAGAGGCAGCCCAGAUCACACGAUGUGACGAGGGUCCGCUGUUCCUAGGCGAUGGUUCCCUCGCGGGUGCGCCGACGCCGAAGCUUAACCAGAAGGGUAUACGAUCCAUCGUUAAAGUGAUUGACGACCGUUGCUUGGUGUUUGACCCCCCAGAGGACAAUCCCGUCCAAAAGUUCUCUAGGAGCGUGGUGCCAAAUGGUAAGCGUGUCAAGGACCAAACAUUCGCCUUCGAUCGCAUCUUCGACCAAAAUGCCUCCCAGGGAGAGGUAUACGAAUCUACAACACGCAGCCUGCUCGACAACGUGCUCGAUGGAUACAAUGCGACAGUAUUUGCGUACGGAGCUACUGGAUGUGGAAAGACCCAUACAAUCACCGGGACUGCCCAACAGCCCGGUAUCAUCUUUCUCACUAUGCAGGAGCUUUUUGAGCGGAUUGACGAACGGGCAGACGAAAAAUCGACCGAAAUUUCUCUUUCCUACCUCGAAAUCUAUAAUGAAACCAUUCGUGACUUGCUUGUCCCUUGUGGUAGCAGUGGAAAGGGUGGACUGAUGCUGCGGGAGGAUUCCAACCAGUCGGUCUCAGUUGCUGGGCUGUCAAGCUACCACCCGCACAAUGUGGGAGAGGUAAUGGACAUGAUCAUGCAAGGCAACGAGCGUCGCACCAUGUCUCCUACGGCAGCAAAUGCUACUUCAUCAAGAUCGCAUGCCGUCCUUCAAAUCAACAUCGCCCAAAAAGACCGAAAUGCCGACGUCAAUGAGCCUCACACUAUGGCCACUUUCAGUAUCAUCGAUUUAGCGGGAAGUGAGCGUGCCAGCGCGACACAGAACAGGGGAGAACGUUUGUUCGAAGGCGCCAAUAUCAACAAGUCUCUGUUGUCCCUGGGAAGUUGCAUCAAUGCACUUUGCGACCCUCGAAAGCGUAACCACAUCCCCUAUCGUAACUCAAAGCUCACUCGAUUACUUAAGUUUGCUCUUGGUGGCAAUUGCAAGACAGUGAUGAUUGUCUGUGUCAGCCCCUCAAGCCAGCACUUUGACGAGACCCAAAAUACACUUCGAUAUGCGAAUCGAGCGAAGAACAUCCAGACUAAGGUCACACGAAAUGUGUUCAACGUUAACCGACACGUGAAGGACUUUUUGGUCAAGAUCGACGAGCAAAUGAAUUUGAUCAAUGAGCUCAAAGCACAGGCAAAAGACUACGAAAAGGCAGCCUUCACUAAGUUCCGCAAGCAAGGUGAGAAGAAAGACGCUGUCUUGCGCGAGGGCGUUUCCCGGAUUCGCAAUGCCUACGAACAUACGUUACCCGAAAGACAAGAGAAGACGAACAACAUGCUGAAACUAAGGCAAAUCGGCCGCAGAAUUGGCAUUUUAUCGUCCUGGAUUGCGGCCUUUGAUAAUGUUUGCGCCGCGCAUGAAACUGAGGAGGGCUUAUCGAACCUAUAUGCUGUCCGCAAAUCUGCACAGGGAAUCCUUCUUGAACUGGAAGGUAGCAGACAUCAUUACAACCAGAAAUUAGCAAAGAGCACUUGGGACCGAGCGGUGAACUCGGCGGUGGAGAACGCGGCAAAGCAGCUUCAAGAGUUUGACAUUACCGAUAACAGCGACUAUGCCAAUUUGAACCGAGAAGCAGAUCUUCUUCGGUCCAAUGCAGAGCGCGAAGCAUUGACCGCUGUGCUAGAACAGGACAAGGCUGGAGAAGCUGCUGCCGUGCAGCUUCUGUUGCAAGCACAGUUUGAGAUGAUGAACUCCAUCGAGGAUAUCAUGCAGCUAAACGCCAACGAGGCUCUCAAAAAGGGGCGGACUAUCCUUACAAAGAUGUUAGAGGAUUGUUCAGAUGCAGCAACCAACCUUGUCAAACCAGACGGUACCAUGCCGUCUGUCCCGAACCUCAGCUCUGCUAGGCCUGCAAGCCCCACAAAAACAAAGAAGCGCUUCAGCUUGGUGAGCUUGCCACAAGUAUCGAGCGCCAAUCCUCCAACCACACUCACCCCUGAUGCUCCUGCUUCACCAACUAAAGGAUCUCCACGUCGCCGUAGAGGCACUGCCGGCCGGAAGAGUGUCAGUUUUUCGCCAAAGAAAGUCCAGAUGAAAAUUCCCAAGCGAUCCGUCCGAUGGAAGGACGAUGAGGAAGACGGCACUUUGACCGAGUUCCAAAAGACCCCUAAGAAGGUCGACUCUGCAGAUGAAACUAGCUUUGAAAAGUCAUGGUUGCCACCUCGAUCGGGAUCUCCCAUUCCACGAAAUAUUCCGAGGGUUAUCAGCCCGGCCGGUUCUAUUUCACCUACACCUGAUGAAUCCACUGGGUCUACCUUGAACAUUCAAAAGAACAGCAGUCGCUUUAAGGCAGGAUUCUUGGCCAAGAGAAAUGGCAGCUCACCAUUGGCACCACCCCCGUCAUCCAGCCUUCCUCUUUCAAAAAGAGAUAGCUCUCCCCUCCGUGAUAUUGAAGGAAGCAGCUUUAUGAACCGCCCCUCGACGGAUCGUCCGUCGCGGAUUGCAGUUCGUAGUCCCAGCGGCAACUUCUCCAGCAGUCCGGUAUCUGAAAACAGGGUCAACUGGAAGUCGGACAAGGAAGAUGCAAUUAAGAUCAAUUCAGCCAUGCGACGUAUGUCUAAUGGACGGAUUCCUAGUGGACUGUUUAACCCAUCCUCCAAUACUCUGCGUGUUCACCGCCGUCGCAGCCCGACUUCUACUACCUAUGGGACUCCGCCCGCAGACAACCACAUGUUCACUGCAUCACAAGCGCGGCGCAUGGUCAAAAGCGAGAAAGAACACGAUGUCAAGCCUCGGGUCUUGAGUCCUCACACUCUCCCAGUUAUGAAGAACACGGGCCGCCGCACAACAUUGGGUGGAGACGGCCGACCUCGAAAUAUCAGCCUUUCCAGCAGAGAGGCCAUCCGUCUCAGUGCGAUGGCAGCACCCCCUGCUGCCGACCAUAACUCGCAAGCGUGGUAG